UCAUACCGAACGGUUGAUAAUAAAGCUCGUCAACAAGACUUAAAACAUGGUGUCAGAAGUGGUCUUCUGAAAAAAAAAAAAAAAAGAAACAAAAAGAAAGAUAAAAGGGAACAAAUUGCACCAACAGUAGUAGCAUGGCAUCUGGGAUCGAUCAUCGAUUGCCGCAGCCACUGGACUGUGCCAACUUGGCCAAAGAAUGGCCCAGAUGGAAGCAGGCAUUUGCCAUCUACCUUCGAGCAACCGGAAAAAUCAAGGAAAGCGAGGAGAAUAAGAUCGCCACUUUCCUUUAUACCAUAGGACCACGUGGAGUGGAAAUUUAUAAUACGUUGUUUCCUACUGCAUCCGAUGCCCAAAAUCUUUUUGGCGUGAGUGAGACAGACGAAGAGUUCGCUGAUGCUAGUGAUGCAGUGACUGAGGAAAGGACUAACACGCUGAUAGGCGUAAUAGCGGCCUUCGACGAAUACUCCAUCCCGAAAAGAAAUGCAACUUUGGAGGCAUUCAAGUUCCACAACGUAUCGCAGAAGGAGAGGCAAACGUUUGCUGAGUUCGAGACAGAGCUACGAACACAAGCGCAGUAUUGCGAAUUUCAGUGUCUCAAAUGUGAUGCCCCAUAUACUGAUCGCAUGCUACGGGAUCGGAUCGUUAUCGGAGUAUUGAACAAGCGGCUCCAGCACAAACUGCUCGAACGACAAGAGGGGUCGCUGGAAAGAGUUAUUGAAACCUGCAAAACGUUCGAAGCAACCUCUGAUAAUAAGCAAAUUCUGGAACAGAAGUCCAAUCUACUGGAGGUGAAAGGAGUACAACAGCCAGAGGGAGAGCGGCAAAUAGCAGCUAUUAACAAAAGGCUGUGCUUCAAGUGUGGUGGAGCAUUCAACCAAAAUCACCGUAGCAGCUGUCCAGCAACGAACGUGGCCUGUUACAGAUGUGGUAGUGUCGGCCACUUUAGCAAAUGUUGCCGUCGUAAGAAUAAUGCCGAAAACUACAACAACCAGAGACAACAGAGGGAGUCGACUAGUAAUAAAAACGCGAAAACGGAGAAAACUUCAAAAACGGUAGCUAUGAUUAACUGGAGUGACGCAGAGUGAAUACGACGGAAAACGGUGAAUACAGUGUGGAUGCAUGGCGGAAAAUGUAUAAUGUAGGUAACACCAAAAUAUGGUUUAAACUAGACACAGGAGCCGAUGUAAAUUGUAUUCCGUUGGAUGUAGUGCAGGAAAUGGGAGUGCCGAUUGUGAGAGAAACCAAUGCCGGGAUCAUUGAUUAUAGCUCAAACAAAGUAAACGUUCAUGGAAAGGUUAAUUUGAGCUGUAUUGACCAAUCAAAAGAAAAGGUUCAUAACGCUGAGUUUAUGGUAGUCGAUUCAACCUUUGAACCGAUAUUAGGAUUGAAGUCGUGUGUUGAUUUUGGUUUAAUAACUCGUCUCAAUAGAAUUGCAACAUCAAAUGAAAUACCUAAUCAUAAAGCAGAAUUUAUAACACAAUAUAGUGAUACCUUUGAAGGGUUAGGAAAAUUUCCAGGCAAGUGCUCGAUUGUGCUCAAAGAAAAUUCAAUGCCGACGCUCCUCUACAGAAAGCGUAUCCCACUGGCUUUGCAUGAUCGAAUUAAAAACGAGCUUAAGCGCAUGGAAGAGGAGGGUAUUAUUGAAUAUGUGGAGUAUCCUACGGAUUGGGUAAGCAACAUGCAAGUAGUUGAAAAGGCUAACGGAGCAUUGCGUAUCUGUCUUGAUCCUAAAGCGUUGAAUCAAUGCAUUAAACGUGAGCACUACCUUAUACCAACACAACAGGACUUAUUUAGUAGAUUAUCCGGAAAACGUGUUUUCACCGUCUUGGAUUUAAGUAGUGGAUUUUGGCAAAUGGAAUUAGAUCGAAGCAGCUCAGAUUUAACAACCUUCAUGACCCCAUUCGGACGUUUCCGCUGGAACCGUGUCCCUUUCGGACUAAACAACGCACCCGAGAUGUUCCAGCGGAAAAUGGUUCAGAUAUUCGGAGAUAUUAUGGGUGUAGAAAUAUACUUUGACGAUAUGGCUAUUGCUGGGGUUAAUGAAAGUGAACAUGACCUCAUAUUGUUGCAGGUUAUGGAGCGAGCUAGAAAGAAUAAUGUCAAAUUUAACAGGGAUAAGUUACAAUUCCGGACAAAUCGCGUUAAAUUCAUGGGUAAUAUAAUAUGUGAUGGAGAAGUGCUUCCAUUGCAAAAAGAUGUACAAGCCAUUACAGAAAUGAAAAAACCAAAAAAUUUACACGAUGUAUCAAGGUUUUUGGGAUUAUGCAAAUAUCUUGCUAAAUUCAUUCCGAAUCUAUCCAAGCGUACAGCAAACCUUCGAAAGUUAACGCAUAACAAUGUACCAUGGGAAUGGGGGGAAUUGCACGACAAGGAAAUGAAGAGUUUAUUGGAGACGAUUUCUAGUCCACCUGGACUAGCAAUUUUUGACCCAAGCAAACUGUGUACAAUUCAAACAGACAGCUCGAAAGAUGGUUUAGGCUGUGUGUUGUUUCAGGAUCAUGGUCCUGUGGCCUAUGCAUCUAGGACAUUAACUAAAAGUGAGCAAAGAUGGGCUCAAAUAGAAAAAGAAUUACUAGCAGUAGUUUUC
Messenger RNA from Anopheles coustani, 2587 nucleotides. RefSeq lists its product as uncharacterized. The transcript is spliced from 2 exons. Gene Ontology annotation, molecular function: nucleic acid binding; zinc ion binding. Lineage: Eukaryota; Metazoa; Arthropoda; Insecta; Diptera; Culicidae. The record is from RefSeq and is a predicted model, not a curated record. The coding region runs from base 135 to 1085 and encodes 316 amino acids.